Lathyrus sativus (Indian pea) is the source of this 1275-nucleotide messenger RNA. The record is from the annotation of a GenBank genome assembly. NCBI's taxonomy places the organism in Eukaryota, Viridiplantae, Streptophyta, Magnoliopsida, Fabales, Fabaceae.
AUGGAGCGUAUCGUUGGCGGCACCUACAGGCUUAAUCGCAAGAUCGGAAGUGGAUCAUUCGGUGAAAUCUACCUCGCUACGCAUAUUGAUACCUCAGAAAUUGUCGCUAUCAAAAUCGAGAAUAGUAAAACAAAGCAUCCGCAGCUACUUUACGAGGCAAAGCUCUACAAUGUUCUUCAAGGAGGAAGUGGCAUUCCAGGCAUAAAAUGGUUUGGCGUUGAUGGGGAGGAUAACGUACUUGCCAUUGAUUUACUUGGCCCUAGUCUUGAAGAUCUUUUUGUGUAUUGUGGAAGGAAGUUUUCAUUGAAGACUGUGUUAUUGUUAGCUGAUCAAAUGAUUACUAGAAUAGAAUAUGUGCACUCUAAAGGAUAUUUACAUAGGGAUAUUAAACCGGAUAACUUCCUCAUGGGACUUGGUCGGAAAGCCAACCAGGUUUACAUAAUCGAUUUUGGGCUGGCAAAACGGUAUCGGGACUCCACAAGCAAUCGCCACAUUCCUUAUAGGGAGAACAAAAACUUAACAGGGACUGCUCGAUAUGCCAGUUGCAAUACUCAUCUUGGGAUUGAGCAAAGUAGACGGGAUGAUUUGGAAUCACUCGGAUAUGUAUUUCUGUACUUCCUUAGAGGAAGCCUUCCUUGGCAAGGUUUAAGGGCUGCAACAAAGAAACAGAAGUAUGACAAGAUAUGUCAGAAGAAGGUAUCAACUCCUAUCGAGGUACUAUGCAAAUCUCAUCCCGUAGAGUUUGCUUCAUACUUCCAUUACUGCCACUCGUUGACGUUUGAUCAACGGCCUGAUUAUGGAUUCUUGAAGCGCCUAUUUAGAGACCUAUUUGCUCGGGAAGGUUAUGAGUUUGAUUUUGUUUUUGAUUGGACCAUUUUAAAGUAUCAGCAAACACAGAAGCAUAGAGUGCCGCCUUCCUUAUCUCCAGUUCCCGAAGCAAGUAACAACCGUGCAGUCCCAAUGGAUGUUGAUAACCAUCAAGGGCACGGUGAAGAACGAAUUAAAUCAGGAAACACUGCUGGUUCUGGUGUCAAAGUUCAGUUUAAAUCACCAACUGCUAGAAACUUGAGUUCUGAUAACCCUCUUGACAAGAAUAUUUUUGGAGAAGCAAAUAUGCCCUCAACUUCGCAUUCUCCUGCUGGUACUUCAAAAAGGAACCCCUUGAAGCCUGCCUUGUAUACGGAACCUUCCAACCCUGGACAUGGGCAAGGGAGUAAAAUCGGCCCUUCAAGUAGCUGGAUGUCAUCUCUGCAGCACAUAUCAUCUUCCAAAUGA